AUGAAAUUCUUCAUUGUGCUACUGCUCUGCUGCAGUUGUUUCUCGAGCAGAGCCAGCCCACUCCCCUCUGAGGAUGUAGACUGUGACCAUCCUGAAGUCUUUGAAGCUGUGAAUAUAGCCCUCAGAAAAUAUAAUGAUGACAAAACAGAUGGCAACCAGUUUGCUUUGUACAUGGUGAUGGAUGCCCAGCGAACAGCAGGUCCUGGCGCACAGUUCUUUGUGAAGUAUCGAAUAAGAGAGAGCACUUGUGCCAUUGGGGAAGGCAAAGCCUGGCAAGACUGUGAUUACAACACAGCUGUGGAAGCUGAAUCAGGAGAAUGUACAGCUGAAGUUUACAUUGACAAGACCCAGAAAACCAGUAAAGUUUCACAGGAAUGCAGAAUCAGGCCAGCUCAUGUGUGUGCUGGAUGCAAACAUCCCAUUGGGAGCGACAGCCCAGAUUUGCUACCCAUUCUGAAGCUUGCUGUUCAAAACUUCAACAAAAGAAGUGAGAGACACUUCCUUUAUGCUCUUGGUGAAAUAAUAAAAGCCACGAGUCAGGUGGUAGCCGGAAUAAACUAUGAAGUUGAAUAUAAGAUCAAAGAGACAAAUUGCUCAAAGCAUGAAUAUCAGGAUUUACAUGCAGAGUGCAAGCCCAUUUUUGGAGUCCUUGAAGGUCGCUGUGAAGCCAAGGCUUUUGUGGAUCUCAGCAACACAAUUGCAAGCAUCACAGAGAAAUGCAUGUUUCCAGACCCACCAGUCUGUGCAGGCUGUCCAGUUCCCAUCCCGGUUGACAGUCCAGAACUGGAGGAAGUACUCAAGGUUUCCAUGGAGAAAUACAAUUCAGAGAGCAAUUCUGAUUUCUACUUUAAAAUUAGAAGCGUAUUCCACGCCACAGUCCAGGUAGUUGCUGGAAAAAAAUAUACGAUAAGUUUUGAUAUUCAGGAGACAAACUGCUCCAAGUCAGAAGUGGAGAAACUGAAUGAAGACUGUGAAGCUGAAAUUGGCAGUAUACCGUUAGAUUGCAUAGCAAAUAUAUAUGUGGUGCCAUGGAAGCAGGAAAUCUCCGCUAAGGUUAACUGCAUUGAAUGGUUGCUUUCUUGGAGGAGACAUUGGAGGGAGAAGUCACAGAAACCCAGAUAAAACAUCAUCUCUUAAGCAAGUCCCAGCUGGAACGCAUUUCCAGAGCAGCAAAACUAUUUCUGCUAUGU
Alligator mississippiensis (American alligator) is the source of this 1190-nucleotide messenger RNA. Its product is annotated as kininogen-1-like. The record is from RefSeq and is a predicted model, not a curated record. Gene Ontology annotation, cellular component: extracellular region. The coding region runs from base 1 to 1122 and encodes 373 amino acids. Gene Ontology annotation, biological process: negative regulation of endopeptidase activity. Gene Ontology annotation, molecular function: cysteine-type endopeptidase inhibitor activity. The transcript is spliced from 10 exons. Lineage: Eukaryota; Metazoa; Chordata; Crocodylia; Alligatoridae.